Hypoxylon fragiforme is the source of this 1086-nucleotide messenger RNA. RefSeq names its product ribosomal protein L22. Bases 1 to 1086 code for a protein of 361 amino acids. Gene Ontology annotation, biological process: ribosome assembly; translation. Gene Ontology annotation, molecular function: structural constituent of ribosome. The transcript is spliced from 3 exons. Gene Ontology annotation, cellular component: mitochondrial large ribosomal subunit; ribosome. The record is from RefSeq and is a predicted model, not a curated record. NCBI's taxonomy places the organism in Eukaryota, Fungi, Ascomycota, Sordariomycetes, Xylariales, Hypoxylaceae.
AUGAGUUUGCACCUGCCGGCUAGGCGGGUAGCCACCACCACUGCUCGGGCAGCAGUUACAGUCGCCGGAAAACCCUCCCUACCUCUCCAAUACCUCCAACCCCGAACCCAACGCCGAAAUGCCUGGUUCGGCUGGAACCGCAAGAAGGACACCAUGUCCGCGCACACCCCGCUAGCCAAGGAGCUGACCCGGCGCGACCGCGAGCAGAUAAUGGCGAAGCGGAACAUGGACCGCACGCAGGGCGCCUCAAUCUUCGACGAGGAGAUCAAGGACCCGGGGCGGGAGAAGAAGAAGGCCGAGAUGGUGGCGCUGGGCAAAGAAGCCGCGGAGGAGGGGGAGGAGGAUGAGGAGGCCGUGUUCGAGGACAGCCGCGGCCACGUGCCCUCGGCGGGGACCAAGGUGAAGGAGCACAUGGAGCGCGCCGACGACCCGGACCCGCGCUGGCGCGUGCGCUUCCUGCGCAAGAAGGUGAUGCAGAUGGUGCGCAACCAGGACAAGCCCCUCACGCGCGCCGAGCGCAUCCGGCUCACCGAGAAGGACCUCCGCAGCGUGAGCCCGACGCUGCCGACCAGCACCAAGAAGCUCAUGUUCCUCUCGCACCAGAUCGUCGGCAAGACCGUCGACGACGCCAUCACCCAGAUGCAGUUCAGCAAGAAGAAGAUAGCCCGCGAGGUCAAGUGGCAGCUCGAGGAGGCCAGGGACACCGCCAUCGCCGCGCGCGGCAUGGGCCUGGGAAGCGGUAGGGGUGCUGCAGCAAAAGCGGCGGCGGGGGGAGCAGAGAAGAAGAAGAGGAUGAUCCAGACCAAGGACGGCAGGUGGAUAGAAGUCCAGGACCCGACGACCCUGUACGUGGACGAGUCGUGGGUAACCAAGGGCCCCUUCAGAGGAAUGCGGAUCCAGUACCAUGCUCGAAGUCGCAUGUCUCGAAUGUGGAAGCCCACUGCUUCCAUCUCCCUCGUCCUAAAGGAGGAAAAGACCAGGAUACGACUACACGAGGAGAGGUUAGCCAAGGAAGCCGAGAAGAAGCCCUGGGUCCAUCUACCGAACCGGCCCGUGACGGCACAGCGACCGUACUACAGUUGGUGA